Amaranthus tricolor (Joseph's coat) is the source of this 2703-nucleotide messenger RNA. Its product is annotated as protein tesmin/TSO1-like CXC 2. The transcript has 11 exons. Bases 260 to 2410 code for a protein of 716 amino acids. Lineage: Eukaryota; Viridiplantae; Streptophyta; Magnoliopsida; Caryophyllales; Amaranthaceae. The record is from RefSeq and is a predicted model, not a curated record. Gene Ontology annotation, molecular function: DNA-binding transcription factor activity.
UGGUCAACAAAAAAAUAAAAAACAAAAAAUGGUGAGUACGUAAAAUUGUGGGACCGGCCUGAGUCAUUCGGCCAAAAUUUCCCGCUUCUGCUCUACUUCAAAUAUCAUCCUUACUCUUCCUCUGUCUAUUCGUCUAAUCACAAGAAACAAGAGUAAUCUGAAUCUUUAUUUCUUCCCUAAAUUUCUCUAAAUUUAACAACUUUAUUAUAAUAUAGAUCACAAAUUUUGAUUUACUUGCACGUUUUUACUAGUAUUAUCCAUGGAUACUCCUCAGAAAACCCAGAUCGAAACACCUUUAUCUGCUCCCGAGGACGCACCGUUUGACUCACCGUUUUUCAACUUUGCCAGCAAUCUAUCACCUAUCAACCCUAUAACGACGGUACAUGUUUCUCAGACAAUUGGCUCAUGUAGUUUCAGUUCACCUCCAUCUGUUUUCACUUCACCUCAUGUUAACAUCCCGAAGGGCUGUCAGUUGUUUAGGCCUCGAGUUUUAGACCUAGCAAAACGUACGUUUGUUGUGAAUGAAGGAGACAAAGAUUCUGCAGCUGCAGAGAUUACAAGGAAUGAUCAUCAGUUUGACAGUUUGGUCAAUGUUCAACUCAGAGGUGAAGGUGCUUCUGGCAGUGAAAGUUCUUGCAAAGCAAUUGAAGAUUCCUCUGAAUGCGCAACAGAACCGCCAAAGGAGCCUUCUGGUAGAGAUUCAUUUGAGACGGAAUUGAAAUCUCAAGUGGUGAACAAUGAAAAUGAAGAGACAUCGUGUGAUUGGCAGAGUUUGAUAGAUAAGAAUAGCGAUCUGUUUGUUUUUAAUUCACCUAAUGAUGUAGCAUCUUCAAAUGGACCCUUGCGAAAAUCACAACAGGAAGAAGCAAAUGUGUCUGCAUCUCUUUUGGCUCGCUUUCCCACUGAUCAAGCAUAUGGGCAAAGUUCACUACAUGUCGAAUCUUGUAGUUAUAAUGACUCACUUGAAAUUAUAGAACAUUCAACUCAACCCACAGGGGCUGCUGAACCAAGGCAAACAGAUGAGACAACAAAAAAUAUGGAAAUUUCCUCAGUAAAUGAAUUCUUAUCCGGUGAUUCUAGGGAAAACGCAAAAAUUGAGCCUUUGAACAAUUUACAAAAGGGAAUGAGAAGACGGUGUCUGACCUUUGAGAUGCCAAGGUCUAAGAAGAAUGCAGAUAGUGUUCUAUCCUCCAGCUCUCUGUCUGCUCUACAACGUGAGGAAAAGCCCUUGUCCAACAACAGCCAACCCAUAACACCCAGGGUUGAUUCUUCGAGGCGUAUUUUUCCAAGUAUUGGUCUGCACUUGAAUGCACUGGCAGCAGCCUCAAAGGACUGCGGAAUCUCCAAUCAGGAGAUGGUUUCUCCCACUAUGCAGGAUCUUCUCAUUAACUCAUCAGACUUACUCUCUUUGACAAAAGAAGAGGGUCCAGAUGAAAAUAGAAUUGAAAAUGCAGAAAAUUCUUCAGAGGCAUCAGUAUAUUUAACUAAUGAGGACUUAUAUUCUAACAGUCCCAAGAAAAAAAGGAAAAAGUCUGAAACUACUGGAGAAGGCGUUGCAUGUAAACGUUGCAACUGUGUAAAAUCCAAGUGUUUGAAACUCUAUUGUGAAUGCUUCGCUGCCGGCGUUUACUGUAUUGAGCCAUGUUCCUGUCAAGGCUGCUUUAACAAGCCAAUUCACGAAGAUGUUGUUCUUGCAACCCGUAAGCAGAUCGAAUCUCGUAACGCACUUGCAUUUGCUCCUAAAGUGAUUAGGACCACAGAUCCAGCUCAAGAAGUUGGGGUUGAUUCAACCCAAACUCCAGCUUCUGCACGCCACAAACGAGGAUGCAACUGCAAGAAAUCUAAUUGUCUUAAAAAAUAUUGUGAAUGUUAUCAGGGUGGUGUCGGAUGCUCCAUCAAUUGCAGAUGUGAGGGAUGUAAAAAUGCCUUUGGUCGAAGGGAUGGUUCCACUCUGAUAUCAGCAGAAGUUGAAAUGGAAAAGUUGCAAGCCUCCGAGAGAUCCAUAUCGAUAAUGCAUAAAACUUCAGAAAUACCUAGUCUCCACAAUGACGAUGACCAAAAUUCUGAAUUUUCUAUCCCUGUGACACCAUCAAAGCUUCACAGGCCAUUAGUUCCACAGACUACUUCCUCAAAGGGAAAACCGCCAAGAUCUUCUCUUGGGACAAUGGGUUCAUCCUCCGGUUUGCCAAGACCCACAUUUCUCCGAUCACAUUCCAGCACAGAGAAGCAUUGUCAGAGUGCAUCAGUAGACGAAAUUCCAGCUAUUCUGCAAAACAGCAGUCCUCCAAGCAGUGCGUUAAAGACUUUGUCUCCGAACAGCAAAAGGGUAUCUUCUCCUCGCAAUGUCAACGGACAUAGGAGCAGCCGUAAGCUCAUCCUGCAAUCUAUUCCAUCAUUCCCUUCCCUUUAGACACUGACUAUGUAAGUUAAAUCGAAAAGGGGGAGUAACACACCUAUGAUCUGAAUCUCGCGGUAUAUGUGUGGUAAUUAUAGUCUUUUUUUACAUUCAGUCUCCUCAUUCCUGUCCUUAUAAUGUUGCUGCAUUGUUUUUUACCUUCCAAAAAAGUUCCAAAUAGGUUUAUGUGAAUGCUUUUUAGACUCUUGUAGUAUGAUAUAAAUAUCUGUAAUAUAUUCCUAGGGGAAGUUAAGUAAAUUUAUUGAUUUUUAUCAGCUUCAUGUAGAUUAUUUUUGAUAUAUGCCAAG